Molecule: messenger RNA, 1173 nt
Organism: Bolinopsis microptera
Lineage: Eukaryota; Metazoa; Ctenophora; Tentaculata; Lobata; Bolinopsidae
Product: adhesion G-protein coupled receptor G2-like
Exons: 6
Coding region: 72-893 (273 amino acids)
Biological process (GO): adenylate cyclase-activating G protein-coupled receptor signaling pathway; cell surface receptor signaling pathway
Cellular component (GO): plasma membrane
Molecular function (GO): G protein-coupled receptor activity
Source: RefSeq, a predicted model, not a curated record
UCGUCUUCACACUACUCGUCUACAUUCCUAUCAGAUCGUUUAGAAAAAGACUAAUAGUACAAGUGGAGUUGAUGGAGGUGACGGCGCUGAUUCUAGCGAACAUAACGUUCCUGACGCUAGCUCACGCGCAGCACCAGUCCCCUGUGUGUACAGGUCUCGUGUUCGGAGUUCAGUAUCUCUACCUCGUUACUAUAGCCUGGAGCCUUGUUGCUGCUCUCGUCUUCUACAGACAGAUAGUAAAGGCGAUACACACGUACGGCAAGAGUUACGACCACACUUUCAAAAUAUCCUGUGUUCUCUGCUGGGUCCUACCCCUCAUCUUCCCCUCCUUUGCUCUCAUCUACUCUGACAAACAUCAUCUCAACUAUCUAGCUGAUAUGGAUGGCGAAUUUGGCUGCUGGAUAUCUGAGACGUGGAAGAUCUACACGUUUAUUGUGCCUAUUUUGGCAGUUGUUGCCGUGAACACUUUCUUAGGCAUCCGAGUGGUCAUUAUCAUGAUCAGAGCCAGUAGCAAUCGCGGUGAUGACAAAGACGACACGUGGAAAAUACAAACGAGGCACAUCAAGUCAAUACUCUCACUAAUCAUGCUCUUUGGAGUAUCCUUCCUCUUGUCCCUCUUUACCUACGGACCUCAAGCUCUCGUCUUUCAGUACCUCUUCAUCAUCUUCACUUGCUCCCAGGGUCUAUUUAUUUUCAUCUUGUUCGUCCCCCUGCGACCGGAGGUUCACUCUGAAUGGAAGACUAUACUGGGGUCCAGUGCAGGUGCUCGCCUCAUGAGCCCGAGGUACAGCUCCCGAACCAGCCAGGCCACCAACAGCAGUCUUUUCAACAAAACCAAUAACAAGAUCUUCGUUCGGAAGGACUCUGUCGUCGACCGAUGCGUUCCUUCUUAAAUCACCUGCAUUGAUGAUAUAUAUUCAGAAUACCACUCAGAUUACACUUAUCAACUAAGCAACACAGUCGUUAUUUUCCGUCUAAGAAUUUUUGACAAUUCUAUCGUAGCCAAAACGAUCACUUUUUGAAAGCAUCCGUUUGAAACUUUGUUACUUUUCACUUUAACAUUAGUCAGAAUCCGAAUUAUAUUUUGUGAAAUGAAAUUCAUUUACUAUAGCAAUUUGUUCGACUUUUUCCAACCCUGUCAAUAGUUGAUCCCAUUUUGAGUUAUGAAUUAUA